AAGUCAGCAUGCGCACAUAAACAUAAGGCUUGUGCUUGUGGGUGUUUGUGCUAACCUUACUGUCCAUGGCCGUAACAAGGAACAUUUAAUUAUUGAUAGUAAACAUCUACAGACGCGACACAGUUGUAAACUUACUCCUGUAAGAACAGACAAUGUCGCAGCCAGCUUGCAGCUGUUGUGUGGAGAAUGUGAAGAGACUCCAGGAGCAAAUCGCAAUCAUGCGGAGGGAGCUGAAAAAUCUAAGACAGCGAACAGAUGGCUCCAUACGUUCACACAGGAAACACAUGUCUGCUUUACAAAUGGUUUUGUCAACUUGUAGCCAAGCCACCCCGCACACUAAAGUCUCUGCACCAAACGCUGGUGAAGAGCUAGAAUCGUGUCUGGAGAAAGGAUGCAUUAAAACAGUUCCCAUUGGGUACAUAAACUCUUGCUUUGGGGCCAAAAAUGGCACUCCACGACAACCCACAGUUUGUGGUCCAUCUCGCGCCACCCUGCAGAUUCAGCAGGCUGUCUUCAGCAACCCGGACCAUCCCCUGAUUGGGCUGGAGCAGUACUCGCAUGUAUGGAUAAUCUUCCUCUUCCAUAAGAACGGACACCUGAGCUACAAGGCCAAAGUGAAGCCUCCGCGUCUGAAUGGCCAGAGGGUGGGCGUGUACUCCACUCGCAGCCCCCACCGGCCCAAUGCCCUGGGCUUGACUUUGGCCAAACUUGAGCAGGUUGCAGGUGAUACACUCCACUUGUCAGGUGUUGACAUGAUUACCGGUACUCCAGUAUUGGACAUCAAGCCGUACAUUCCAGACUAUGACUGUCCACAUACGCGAUUCCAGUCAGAGGAGUGUGAUUUGCCCUCAGGUGAAGAGGCAGAGGAUGAAAGCGAGUGCCAAGCAACCAGUUCCUUUGGCCCCAGUACAGGGACUUUAGACAUUAAAGGGUCCUCAUCAACACUCUGCCCAUCCUCGUCCAGUUCAGAUGGCCUCACUCCUUUAGGAGCGGCGCUGUCUGAGGUGACGGACUAUCUCCACCAGGGGGAGCUUUCCUCAGGCAGGCCUGCUGGAGAUGGGGCAGCGGACGCGGAGCCCAGCGGCGCGGCUCUCUCUGGGCCUCAGGGGGAGCUUGAGACGAGGCCUCACUUCGGAGAGGAGUCCUACAGCACCAUCGCCUCCUGGAUCAGACAGCCUCCAGUGAGCACGCUGGACGUACGCUUCACCCAGCAUGCUGAGAGAGAGCUCAGAGAGUUUGUGGCCUCUGAUAGUACAGUGAUGGGGAAGCCCAGAUUUAGGUUCCUGAAAGACUCUGAUGAGGCAGUCGCUGCUAUUAGAGCUGUUCUGUCAGCAGACCCUCGUUCCGUUUACCGAAGAACCCGUUGCCAGGACCGCCUUUUCUACUUCACCAUGGAUACAGCUGACAUCACAUGCUGGUUUGGAGACUGUUUUGCAGAGGUGUUGCGAGUUCAGCCUUUGAAACGUUAGUCUGACUAUGGACAUACUCUGUAAAGUGACCUUUUGUUCCCUUACUCAACUAUUUGCUCUGUAUUUGUAUCACUUGGUUAGAGUUUUAAUCAUGUGCUUCAGAUUCAUUUUACUUUUAAACAUGAUGUCUAAGAACAUUAUAGCAGUGUCAUGCAAGUAAAAACAGGUUUCUGUGAA
This is a messenger RNA of Sardina pilchardus (European sardine), 1646 nucleotides long. RefSeq names its product tRNA methyltransferase O (gene trmo). The transcript is spliced from 6 exons. Lineage: Eukaryota; Metazoa; Chordata; Actinopteri; Clupeiformes; Clupeidae. The record is from RefSeq and is a predicted model, not a curated record. The coding region runs from base 153 to 1469 and encodes 438 amino acids.